Molecule: messenger RNA, 1191 nt
Organism: Macrosteles quadrilineatus (aster leafhopper)
Lineage: Eukaryota; Metazoa; Arthropoda; Insecta; Hemiptera; Cicadellidae
Exons: 1
Coding region: 1-1191 (396 amino acids)
Biological process (GO): DNA replication
Molecular function (GO): DNA-directed DNA polymerase activity; nucleotide binding; DNA binding
Source: RefSeq, a predicted model, not a curated record
AUGGAUGUAGAUGGACUGUUAAAAUGCAAGAUCUUGCCUCCUUUCAACUUGUAUCAUCCGGUUUUGCCAACACGUAUUCAUGAUAAAUUGAUGUUUGUUCUCUGCAGAACAUGUGGGGAAAUGAUGUACCAGGGGGAUUGUUUUCAUGAAAGUGAAGAUAGAGCGUUGAUUGGGACGUGGACGAUGGAUGAAAUUAGGAAGGCUGUAGAGAAAGGUUACAUUAUACUGGAUAUGCUUGAGUUGUGGGAGUAUGAGGUAGCCACAUAUGAAAAUGGGGGAUUGUUCACUGAGUUUAUUGAUAAAUUCUUAAAACUAAAGCAAGAGGCUUCUGGAUACCCCGGAUGGUGUAAGACAGAGGAAGACAAAAACAAGUACAUUGCAAAAUUUCUUGAACGUGAAGGGAUUGAGAUGACAAAGGAGCAUAUUGUUAAGAACGGUGGUUUAAGAUCAGUAGCAAAAUUGAUGCUUAACAGUUUCUGGGGCAAGUUUGGGCAGAGGGAAAAUAUGAUGAAAACUUCAAUCAUCCGAGAUGCCAAAGAGUUCUUUCGGCUAUUAACCAAUCCUGAGGGGAAGUUAAAAUACUUCCAGGCAAUUAACCAAGAUGUUGUGCUAGUAAAUUGGCAAAAUAUUGAAGAAGCUAGUGAAUCUUUAAGAACUGUAAGUGUAGUCAUGGCGGCCUUCACUACUGCCCACGCUAGACUUAAGUUGUAUGAACACCUUGAUGCUCUAGGAGAUCAAGUACUAUAUUGGGAUACAGAUAGUAUUAUAUAUUACUACCACGAAGGGUUGUAUAGGGUGCCUACAGGAGAUUACCUUGGUGAAAUGACAGACGAAUUAGUAGAGUAUGGACCCGGCUCUUAUAUUACUGAAUUUGUGUCUGGGGGUCCAAAAACGUAUGCAUACCUUGUCUGGUCGACAAAUCAACAGAAAUUUAUCCCGGUUUGUAAAAUCAAAGGGCUUACUCUCAAUAUUAAAACAUCGAAAAUUUUGAAUUUUGAGAAACUAAAAGAGAUGGUUUUAAGUGAAGCUUCUAAAAUCGUUGAAAUUGAUGAGCACAGGAUUAGACGAACAAAAUAUAGAGAUAUUGUAACAACAGAUGAAGUUAAACAGUUUAAGGUAACUGGUCCAAAGAGAAAGUACGAAGGAGAGCAUGACACUCUCCCCUAUGGGUACAAAAAACAGAAGCAUUGA